GUAGCCGAACAUGAAGACGCGCUCCUCAGACAUCUGUUCCAAGGCUAUCAAAAAUGGGUUCGCCCCGUGUUGAAUUCCAGUGACACCAUAAAAGUCUAUUUUGGCUUGAAGAUAUCUCAGCUUGUGGAUGAUGAAAAGAAUCAGCUGAUGACAACGAAUGUGUGGCUCAAGCAGGAAUGGACAGAUCAAAAAUUGCGCUGGAAUCCUGAAGAAUAUGGUGGCAUUAACUCGAUCAAGGUUCCAUCGGAAUCGCUGUGGCUUCCUGACAUAGUUCUCUUUGAAAAUGCUGAUGGGCGUUUUGAAGGCUCCCUCAUGACUAAGGCCAUUGUGAAAUCCACUGGCAUGGUCAGCUGGACUCCUCCUGCCAGCUACAAAAGCUCCUGCACCAUGGAUGUCACGUUUUUCCCGUUCGACAGGCAGAACUGCUCAAUGAAGUUUGGAUCCUGGACUUACGAUGGUACCAUGGUUGACCUUGUUCUGAUCAAUGAAAAUGUUGAUCGGAAAGACUUUUUUGAUAAUGGAGAGUGGGAGAUACUAAACGCGAAGGGGAUGAAGGGCAGCAGAAGAGAAGGUUUCUAUUCCUAUCCUUUUGUUACCUACUCCUUUGUUCUGAGACGCCUGCCAUUGUUUUACACUCUCUUCUUGAUAAUCCCCUGCCUGGGGCUGUCUUUUCUCACAGUCCUGGUGUUCUACUUACCUUCCGAUGAAGGGGAAAAACUUUCAUUAUCAACCUCGGUUUUGGUCUCUUUGACAGUGUUUCUUUUAGUCAUUGAAGAAAUAAUCCCGUCUUCUUCAAAAGUCAUCCCUCUCAUUGGCGAGUACCUCCUCUUCAUUAUGAUUUUUGUCACCCUGUCAAUUAUCGUCACAGUUUUUGUAAUUAAUGUGCACCACAGAUCUUCUUCAACAUACCAUCCCAUGGCCCCCUGGGUGAAGAGGCUGUUUCUGCAAACACUCCCAAGAUGGCUUUGCAUGAAGGACCCCAUGGACCGCUUCUCUUUCCCUGAAGGAAAGGAGAGUGAAGCAGCAGUGAGGGGCAAAGUCCCCAGGAAAAAGAAACAGCCUCCUACAGAUGGAGAAAGGGUUCUGGUCACUUUCCUGGAAAAGGCCGCCGAGUCCAUCAGAUACAUUUCGAGGCAUGUCAAGAAGGAACAUUUCAUCAGCCAGGUAGUACAAGACUGGAAAUUUGUGGCUCAAGUUCUUGACCGCAUCUUCCUGUGGCUCUUUCUGAUAGUUUCAGUUGUGGGCUCCGUUCUGAUUUUUAUUCCAGCCUUGAAGAUGUGGCUACAUUGA
Psammomys obesus (fat sand rat) is the source of this 1290-nucleotide messenger RNA. It is a transcript of the gene Chrnb3, whose product is annotated as cholinergic receptor nicotinic beta 3 subunit. Gene Ontology annotation, molecular function: transmembrane signaling receptor activity; acetylcholine-gated monoatomic cation-selective channel activity. The transcript is spliced from 5 exons. The record is from RefSeq and is a predicted model, not a curated record. NCBI's taxonomy places the organism in Eukaryota, Metazoa, Chordata, Mammalia, Rodentia, Muridae. Gene Ontology annotation, biological process: monoatomic ion transmembrane transport; nervous system process; regulation of membrane potential. The coding region runs from base 148 to 1290 and encodes 380 amino acids. Gene Ontology annotation, cellular component: postsynaptic membrane; synapse; neuron projection.